AUGGUCGGAAAUACCCUUUCAAAGGGUAAAAGAAGAAAAAGAAAAUUCUUCUCCUGUUCUGAAUGUCGGCGGAUGAAGAUUAAGUGCGAUCGGAAAUUGCCAUGUUCACACUGUCUCAAAGCAAAAUUAAAGUGUGAAUACCUUCACCGCAGAAAGCAGGAUGAAGAAGGAAGAUUGAGUUUGGCUAAGAAUGCAGAAAACGCCAGCGAUAAAACUGAAUUGCCAAUUUCAGUGCUACCCGCUCAUCUUAUCGAUAAGCGGGUAAGUGUCUUGGAAGAGAAGUUUGAAACGCUUGCCUCACAACUGAAGGGAGAUUGCUUUUCUAAAAGAAAAAGUGGAGACCAGCUGGCAUUUCUUGACUGGAAACUUCCAUAUUUGAAGUGUUACAUGCUGGGGGCAAAGCCCUCCAGAACCAUAUUUAUGGGUCCGCUAUCCAGAUAUUGUUUACUCUCGAGGCCUUUGUUUAAAUACAUGAUGAUAAGCAUGAAGGAUCUACUGGACAUGGAAAGAAGGGAGUACAAGAAAAAUCACAAUGUUUCUAUUCAUCUUCACCUUUUACCUGAUGGAACGCAAGAAGAUGCACUAGUCGCCGAUAUUCAAAGAUUAAUAUGUGUGAACUAUUACGCAUUCCAAGAGCGCUUAAUUUUCUUUCAAAAUCAUCUCAACAACCUUUUGUACUCUGGAUUUAUCCCAAUGGAUACGGUUCAUUCCUUAUUUAUGACAAGAUUUCAUGAUCCGGAUAAUGAUGGAAAAGCUCACUUUUUACAGCCAAGAAAGCCAUAUCUUUAUGUUGAUGUUGCUGUGGUAGUGUCAAUUGUAUACCUUGUCAUCGUGUUUACUAGGUAUAAUUCAUUUAAUGAAAGCUUUCGUUGUAAGCCAGUUUUCAAGGAAGGGGAGCUCAGUACACUAGCAUUCCGCUGUUUGAAUAUCUCUGAUUUCAGAAGGAAGAAAACGCAGCUUGCUUUGAUUUCGUUACUUGUCUUGCGAAGUGCAUUAUUUGUUCAUGAUAACUUUGAAGGAGCCUCGGAAGAUAUGAAUUCUUAUCCAGUUUAUCAGCUCUCCCUUGACAUGUGUUAUCAGAUGGGAUUGCAUCUUGAUCCAAAGAUUAUUAGUGUCUAUAUGUUUAAGGAAAAGCUGGAGAUGAAAAGACGAACAAUGAAAACUGAGAAGGUGUUUUCGUUGUGGAACUACAUGCUUGAAGAGGAUGCCAUCUACUCAUCAGUAAUUGGCUGUCCAUUACUCAUUAAUUCAAAGUUCUGUUCCGGCUUUCGUAAGAACUCAAAUUUCUUCUUCGACAAUAAAAGAGAGCAUGAGGUAAACCUUCUCAGAAAAAUAGAUGAAACUAUUAAUUCGUUGCAACUGAUUUCAUUGAAUAACCUUCUUGAACUCGUCAAUGAGGUUUUGCUCUUUUGUUACGAUCUACCUUCAUCUAUGUUUGAGGUAGCAAAUAGCAGUUUUUCGGAUCUCGACCAGCUCGCGUGUCUUUGCCGAAUUAAGCUCACUUUCAUGCAAAUACUUCAAUGCUUAUCUAAGUCUGUGAUAAUGGGUAUCAGCAAUUCCUAUGAGAAGAAUCAUAAUGCGAUCAAUAAUCCAAAAACAAUGGAAAUAUUAACGAAUAUUUCUCACGAAAUGUAUAGAAUCUGUCUACUUGCUGCUGUUAGUACAAUGCUGCAAAUUGAGCAAAUUUGUAACGGUGAAAGUGUUUUUGGAAAAGAGCCCGAUGGAAUAUACAUUGUGUAUUUUAGGGAUAUUUUUACACGGUCUAUGACCCAAUCAAGUGUUAUCUGGUAUUCGUAUGUCCUUGCAAAAGUUUCUGGUUCUUCGGAAAUUAUAACCGAGCACAAGGAUGAUCCAUUUUAUCUUGAUUCAAAGGAGAACGGCUCCGAGAAAACAGUCGAUUUCACUUUAGAAAAUGCCGAGAAUGCACUGUUCCAUAAAUUCAAGGGCAUAAAUGGUGAACAACUUCAAUGCUUUUAUGAGCAAUCCAUAUCUAUUCCAGAGAUGAUUAUAUUUUUAUCGAAAUUUUAUUCCGCAGCCUGCAAGCAUCAUAGCAUCAAAAAUAGUAUGGAUUCUUUCUUAACUCUCAAAAGUGUUAUCAAUCUAGUCUGUACAUUGGAGAUCAUCCAAGAAUAUAAAGAAAAGGUGGAAACAAAGGAAAUGAAGUUUUCCGAUAUAAUGACUAUGGCAAAGGAAAGGAUCGAAAAUAGCUUUACCUUAGGAAGGUUGGAGGAUAACGUCGCCUUAAAUAGGAAUGAUGAUGUUCAAAUGGAAAAAAUCUUUGACUCCUUAUUUGUAAAUAAGGAUUGGGACAUUCCAUCCGAAUUUGAAGUUCAAGAUAAUUCAAUAUUGGAACAACAUGUAGCCAUAGAUGGCGGAGCAUUCGUUCAAGAGCAUGACUAUGAGUUCAAUGACCGUCAAUGCUAUCUAAAUGAUUUCAGUCAUGAAUCAAAUUAG
Brettanomyces bruxellensis is the source of this 2454-nucleotide messenger RNA. RefSeq lists its product as uncharacterized. The record is from RefSeq and is a predicted model, not a curated record. Gene Ontology annotation, biological process: regulation of transcription by RNA polymerase II. Lineage: Eukaryota; Fungi; Ascomycota; Pichiomycetes; Pichiales; Pichiaceae. The coding region runs from base 1 to 2454 and encodes 817 amino acids. The transcript has a single exon. Gene Ontology annotation, molecular function: zinc ion binding; DNA-binding transcription activator activity, RNA polymerase II-specific; RNA polymerase II cis-regulatory region sequence-specific DNA binding. Gene Ontology annotation, cellular component: nucleus.